AUGCCUUCGUCGCCCUUCUACCUCGACAACCGCCCCUCGCCCGCAAACUGGGCGGCAGGCAACGACGCAUCACCCAGACAACGCCCCUCGCCGUCGACGUCGUCGUCCCUGGCCAAUGGCAAGCAAAGACGCGGCAGGCGCGGCGGCUCAGGCCACUCCACCCCUUACCAGUCACGCAGCGCCGCCCACAGCGACGACGACGGCAACGACAAUGACAACGACUACGACAACGACCACGACCUCGACAUGGAAACAAGCUUCGUCUUUGACGUGCAGGGCGACGCAGACCUCCACGAGGACCACGAGCAGCAUCGCCAGCAGCCGCAGCACCCCUCGACCUCGUCGUCCUCUCGCAACGCAUCCGACCCACACGAAACCGACAAGGCAGCGGCGACGGCCAACGACAGCCUCGUGCUGCCCGACCACGUCCAGAUCAUUCCAGACCUCCCACAGGGCCUGCGCGAAGAGCAGCGCCAGAGGGACGAGGCCGAGGACGACAUGGGCGACUACCAGCAGCUCGACCUCGACCCAGCCACCGCGGGACGGUACUACGCCGCAGAGGAAAUCGAGGAGAAGCGCAAGCUCGCAAAGUGUCCCGCCUGCGGCGAAGACGGUCACGAGCGCAAGAGAUGCCCGCAUCUCCUAUGCAUGGCGUGCGGCGCGCUCGACUCGCACUCGACGCGCGAGUGCCCGCUGAGUACUUGCUGCUUCCGCUGCGGCGGCCAGGGGCAUCGCAGCCACGACUGCCCCCAGCCCCGCUCCUACGGCGGUGGGCGCGGUGCGUCGCGCGAAUGCGUCAAGUGCGGCAGCUACCGCCACACGCUCGCCACCUGCCCUACCCACUGGCGCGUCUACGUCUUCAACGAUCGCGACACGUACGAGACCGAGCGCAGCCGCAAGGCGUACAAGCAGCAGCACGGCCACCGCAGUGCAACGAUAGCCUCCAGGGACGCCCACGAGCCCGACGAGGUCAGCGACGACGACGACAUCGACGACGACAUGCAGCGCGACGAAGGGGAAGAGCUGGAAGAGGGAGAGGUGGGCGCGAGCGACUGGGACCCGGCAACGCGCUGGUGCUACAACUGCACCUCGACCAGCCACUGGGGCGACGACUGCCCGACGCGGAGGGUCAACCCGACACGCACCAACGGCGAGCCCUCGGCGUUUUCCGAGUUUGUCUCGCGCUGGGGACCGUACGGCAGCCUCAUACCGCCGCCGCCCCCCGUGCACAGCGGCAGCGGCGGCUCGGCGCUGGAUCGCGCGCCGUCGACAUAUGCCUUUACCUUUCGCUCGGGCGUCGGCGGCUCGUCGGGCGCGGGUGGCAGGUUCGGCGGCGGCGAGGAUGAGACGACUUUUCAUUUCUCGGCUGCACCUCCGCCGUCGUCGCGCGGACGUCGCGACCCGCACGAAGAGCUUACUAGAAAGCAGAGGAAAAAGCUCGGCGGCGGCGGCGGCGGUGGCGGUGGAGGCGGUGGCUCGCUGCUGGACCGCUUCAGCAACGCGCCCAUGACGCCCGGCGGCGACCGCAGCCGGUACAAGAAGAAGGGCUCGUCGACGAAGAAGGACAAGAAGGCGAGCGGGAGCGGCAGCAGCGGGAGCGGCGGCAGCGGCAGCAAGGCCAAGUCGAAGAAGAGAAAGUCGGAACCGGAAAGCGGCGAGGCCAAGAAGGCCAGGAAGGCGGCUAAAAAGGAGGCCAAGAAGGAGAAGAAGGAGAGCAGUGGCGGCAGCGCCAGUGGCAGCGGAAAGACGAGAUCGAGCGACAAGGAGUCGAACAAGAAAAAGUCCAAGAAGGGCGCCAGCAGCGGCGGCGGUGGCGGCGGCGGCGGCGGGUCGACGUCGGAAAAGAAGGCGAGGACCAAGGUGGAGAACAAGUCCAUGUACCGCGGCGGCUACGACUGA
This is a messenger RNA of Pseudozyma flocculosa PF-1, 1899 nucleotides long. RefSeq lists its product as uncharacterized. The transcript has 3 exons. The record is from RefSeq and is a predicted model, not a curated record. Bases 1 to 1899 code for a protein of 632 amino acids. NCBI's taxonomy places the organism in Eukaryota, Fungi, Basidiomycota, Ustilaginomycetes, Ustilaginales, Ustilaginaceae. Gene Ontology annotation, molecular function: nucleic acid binding; zinc ion binding.